Messenger RNA from Rhipicephalus sanguineus (brown dog tick), 914 nucleotides. RefSeq names its product THAP domain-containing protein 11. The record is from RefSeq and is a predicted model, not a curated record. The transcript has 4 exons. The coding region runs from base 173 to 733 and encodes 186 amino acids. Gene Ontology annotation, molecular function: sequence-specific DNA binding. Lineage: Eukaryota; Metazoa; Arthropoda; Arachnida; Ixodida; Ixodidae.
GACGACGACGACGCGACGACGACCACGCGUGACUCGUGUCUCACGUAUUUCCGUGCGCAGCGGCUGCCGGUAGAGCCAUACAGCCGCGCGACCACAGUAUCCCGUAGGCAUUGUUUUUCCGGGAUCCACACACGUGGAAUCGACGUGCACAGACACUGGAGACAGACCAGAGAUGGCGCAGCAGAGAGGAAGGAGUGGCCAAACCUGCUGUGUUCCAGGCUGUGACAGCAACACUGUGAAAAGCCAAGGCUUGUCAUGGCACAAAUUUCCCACUGACACAGCUAUGAAAAACGUGUGGCUGAAACGCAUCAACAGGAAGGGACAGGGAGGAAAAUACUCCCUGUGGCAGCCAAAACCUAGCCACAGAAUCUGUGGCAUUCAUUUCAAUAAGACUGGACGGAAAACAUACGACGACAAAGUGCCGCAGUUCUUCCCCACCAAGACCUUUCCAGAAUGGAAACAGGAGCCUUCACGUCCCGUAGCAAGGCGCAAACGACAGAGGCAUUUGUCGACUGCAAGUCCCAUGGAUAUUACUGUUGAAGAACCUGUUCUGCUGACAGAAAUGGAUUUGGCCAGCACAGUAACGGUUGGACCACCACUACAGCUGCAAGAUGUGCACACCGUUCAUGACGAAAGCUGUGUAAUGGUGCAGCACGUGGAACAUUUUGGGAAAACCCUUCAUCUGCUUCGUCCAGGGACCCUUUGGCACAGCAGUAUCCUGAACUUGUGUUAACGCUGGCCUGUGUAGAGAAAGAAAAACAAUAUGAUAUGCGUUAGACUAAUGCAAUAUGAUGCACGAGACUGAUGUGAGUGCAUGCUGCAAAGCUGCAGAAGCAGUAGUGGUGUCAGUAACAAGAUCAUUGUUCUUAACGAGAUCACGAACAUACAUAAAGUAUGGGUGAACCCCCCCCCCC